AUGUUCAACCUCAGAUCUAUCCAGAUAUAUCUGACAAACCAGACUGCACCCACUGUGUGGGUACAGUCUGGUGCUACACUUGGUGAGCUAUACUACAAAAUCUGGGAAAAGAGCGAAAACCUCGCUUUUCCCGCCUGUGUCUGCCCCACCUUGGGUAUCGGCGGCCACAUCAGCUGUGCUGGCUACGGCAACCUCCUCCGGAAAUACGGCCUCUCCAUCGACAAUGUGGUCGAUGCAAAGGUAGUCGAUGCUAGCGGGAGAAUCCUUGACCGGGAGGCGAUGGGCGAAGACCUUUUCUGGGCAAUCAACGGCGGCGGCGCCGCCAGUUUCGCGGUGGUGCUGUCGUACAAAAUCAAUCUAGUCACUAUACCUAAUCCGGUCACGAAGACGAAAACGCGACAGAAAUCCUCCACCGUUGUGGGCCCGGGUGUGGAAGAAAAGCGUUUGCAGAUAGUGAGGGAUUUGUAUGAUUAUAUGGCGGCGUUUGUGUCUAACAAUCCGAGGAAGGCUUAUUUGAACUGUCGAGAUGUUGAGAUUGGUAGCAAAUCGGAGGGAAAUAGCGUGGAUGCUUAUAACGAGGCUAAGAUUUAUGGGGAGAAAUAUUUUGGGGAUAAUUUUGAUUGA
Messenger RNA from Salvia splendens (bonfire salvia), 624 nucleotides. Its product is annotated as berberine bridge enzyme-like 21. The transcript has 2 exons. Gene Ontology annotation, molecular function: FAD binding. The record is from RefSeq and is a predicted model, not a curated record. NCBI's taxonomy places the organism in Eukaryota, Viridiplantae, Streptophyta, Magnoliopsida, Lamiales, Lamiaceae. Bases 1 to 624 code for a protein of 207 amino acids.